GAAGAAAAAGAAGGUUGCGCUGUUAAAAUCUCUCUUGUUGAUUAUUCUCACAUCUUUUUUAACCACCUAAUGAAUUCAAGUGUGAGAUAAGCUCCUUUUUUGUGUUUUAUGAUAAAAGAGGCUACUGAGCGAAACCGGUUUACUUUUCAAGUAACUUGAUGGGAGGUUUUCAGUUCUAGAAUGUAAGUGCAUGACUCAUGUAAAUUAUAAUUUAAAUGCUGUUGUGAAGAAAGAUGGCAUAUUGCUUUAUUAGUUUUUUAGUUAUUUUGAAUUACUACUAUGGAUUUCUGAGAUUUCCACAUUAAUGUGAAACAUAGUAUAUCGUAAAAGCGUUUAAACUGCAGAACUUCGUUUAAAUCGGCACGGUUGUUGGAUAUAUCUUAAUUCUGAAAAAGAAAAUUCUUCACUCUUUGGUUGCAGUUACAGUGAAAAAACUUAUGCUUUGUUCCCUUAUGGAGGUUAUACCGACCAUGAGGAAAUUAUUUCAAAUUAUUUCUCUGUUGAUGAUAUCUGGAAUUUUUGUCAGCUUGGAAUGCUGGUGUAUCCUUUUAUCUGAUGUGAUAUACGAUGAUAUAGAAAUUUUAAAUGGAACAUGCAAAGGAAAAGAUUCUUGUAAUAUACCCAGAACAAAAGAUACUCUUGAGAAAUAUAACUGUAACUGUGGAAUUUCAUGCAGUCUUCUCAAUACAUGCUGCGUCGACUCAAAAUAUCGACGCAGAUAUACAAAACCGAUAGAAGACGUUUAUUGUUCCCAAUAUAAAGAUGAAAAGCAGAAAAACUAUUUUUAUCCAUUGAUUAGCCAAUGUAAUCCCGAUCUGGAAAAUGACAAAACCACUGAAGAACUCUGCCAAAGUUAUGGCAAUGACGAUCCCUUUUUGUUAAUACCCGUUACUGAUCUCAUAACAGGUAUUACGUAUAAGAACUACUAUUGCUUUGCUUGCAACGAAAAGUAUAGUCGAGAAGAGCCGGUACCAUGGAAUUUGGUCUUAGAAAGUGAAUCUGAAAAAGUUGUUAGAUCUUCAUUACCGAACUUGUACUAUAAUAAAACUAGGUGGUCAUGGUUUAUGGAGGACGGGAAGGAGAACAUUUCUGUUAAUUUGCUCACGUCUCUGCCGGAAGAAUUGAAAACAGUUGUGCCUUAUUGUUUUAAUUUUAGAAUAAUUUCAGAUUGUGCGUCUGAUUGGACUGAUGACAAUAUCCGAGAGAAGUGUCUGGCUUAUAUGGCUCUGACCAGAAUCCCCAAAAAUGAUGACUCCUACAACUACACGGAGUAUUACCGAAAUCCACAUUGCGCCAUUUGCAAUCAUCAGAAUUUAGAAAACAUGAUGUGUGAAGGCGAAGAUGAGAAUUAUGUUUUGUAUUUUUCGAAGCGCGAUGACUUCUUCGUUGGGUUGUUUUAUCUUCGCAGCGAGAAAUGUGAAGACAAUAUGGUUUACGAUAAUUUUGCAAAAAAGUGUAGGAAAAUAUACCGAUUAAAAAAGAAGCGGUAAUGAAGUUAUAAUGAUGGGUGUAUCUAGAUCACAUAACUUCAUGGUGAGUUUUUUACGAUAUCGACCAGGAAAAAAAAUUUAAAUGAGAAAAUGAAAGUAAAUGUAUUGUUUGUCUAAAGUGAUAAUUCCCCUUGUCAUUCGUCUGGAUCCGUGGCGGUGACUAUGGUUACAAGGUAUAAUUAUUUCAAGUAGGGUGUGGGGUCAUUGUUUAGGAAAGGUUUUGGCCAGAGAAAGGGAAUCUUUUUCUACGGUCUAUUGUGUUAAAGUGAAGAGAAGUGUGCUAUUCUUGUUUCCAUAUGAGCAGGCGGCGUCAGACUUUGUGGCAGGUGGAGUUCUUACCGUAGACAAACUGUACUUAUUCUUUUCUAAGUUAUGUCAGCUUGUUUUUGUUCUGAUACAAAUUAGUUGAAAACUUACAUUAGUUGUUUGCUUGCAUUUCAAAUUUGAAGUAAUAUAAAAUUAUACUCUUCUUUGUAACUUUGUUUUUAGAUAUAAUUAAUAUAGGAAAUGAACUAGGGGUGAAAAUUUUUAAAAUUAACGGAAUUCUCACGAAACCUUUAUCAAGACUUAAGUGCAUGAUUAAUCCAUUAUCUAACAAUAAUUAUAUCUGUUCAAAUUAGUCAUAUGUAGUGGUAAUCGCAUAAUUCUAAUUUACCUUAAAAUAUGAAUACAUUACCUUAUACUACCUCUAGAAAAAUUAUUUUCUAAAAAUACCCAAAUUCCGUAGUAAUUCGUGGAAACGUAAAAAGUGCACAAUAUAGAUGGUUAGCCGUGUAAAGCUAAGCUCAGUUGGUGCAAGGGGCUACUACUUCAGAAUUAUUUUUACGCCCAAUUUAGAAGAAACGUGCCAGCCAAUAUUAUUAUAGUUGCAGUGUAUACAAUAAAAAUAUGCGUACAAAAGCAUACACACACGUUACAUUAAUGAGCUUUAUUCAAUUUGUUUACAGAUCCUAAUCCAGAAAAUAUCGUUUUUAUUUUUCAAAUAAAAUGCAUUUAUCAGUAAAAUAAUUACUAUUUCAAAACUAACGUUUAAUCAUUUUAAUUUUUUUAACGUAAUAAUUAGCUUGUAAUACACUUCCCUAAAUUAAUGAAACAGACACUUUCAGUUUUUGACAUUUUUCAAAUUUCUUAUAAGAAGAACAUAAAAUAUUAUUUUAUAACUUUAGAAGGAUCUAGGUCUUAUAAUUUCGCAUGCUUAUCAAUGAAUUGUAAAGCGCAAGCGCAUUGUAUUUGCAUGCGCAAGAAGUUAUGAAUGAAAAGGUGUGUUUUUGAAUGCCCUGUGCUAGAAAAUCAAUCAAUAAGCUUGUAACUUAUAUCAAUUACUUAUAUAUUUAUUGACUGCAUAAAAAUUUCGUAAAACUAGCUUAAUAUCUAUGGAAAUAUAAGCAUUUUUAUAGAAAAUAAAUAAAAUUUUUGCUCAUGUUUCUUUACUAUAAUUGUAAAAAUAUUAGAUAAAAUUAAACAAAAUUUUUUGAGCAAUUUUUAAUUAAUAACGAAAAUGCAAUUUUAAAAUUUGAAGAAAAAAAAUUAAAAUUGCGCAAAAUCUGAGCAUUUAAAUUAGUCCUUUCAUACUGCGCAUAGGCGAAAAACAUUUUAAUUUCUUUCAUAAUUAUGUUGGGAAUCGUAUUUGGCAACUUACAAAAUGUAGAAAAUUUCGUAAGUUACCAAAUACGAUUAAUUAUAAUACGAUAAUUUAAAAAUUUUAAAGCAAUUUUCUAUGAUGUUUUCAUAUUUUUUUAAAAAAUGUUAAAAAAAAAGUGAUAUCCAUAAAUUUCAUUUUAUAUUAUAAUCAGGGUAUUGUAAAACAGCAAAUAUAAAUGUUAUCUAGCAUUGUAAAACAACCUCUAUUAAAGCAUGUUUUUAUUUCGCAUGUUUUACCCUUAAACCAUCCCAAUUUGCUGCCCGGUCAUUUAUUUCAGGGAAGUGUAAAUUAUUUUCCAAUUUUGUUUAAAAAAGUACUUUUUCUUCUAAAUAAAUAUGAAAAGCACACUUCUAGUGUAGUUCCUUGUCAAUGAAACAUUUGUUUACAUAAUCGGAAAGUGCAUCAGUUUUUAAAUAUAAGUUAACAUUUAUAAACUGGAAAAGUUAUAGAUUGCUACAAUGUUGAAUAUGAUGAUUAUAAUAUCAAUUCAAAUAAGUAAAAUUAGUUUAACCAGUCUUUGGGUGGUCACAACCAGCAAAAAUUUAAAAAGAUUGAGGAAACAAAUAGAAAUGGGAUAGGGGAAGAGUGAAGGAACAAAUAUGAAUAGGAUAAGGAAAUAUUGAAGAAACAAAAAUGAAUUGAAUAUGAGAAAAUUGAAACGAGUAGGAUAGAAGAAGAUUAAAGAAACAAUAGGAAUAGAAUCGAAGAAGGUAGAAGGUACAAAUAGGAAUGGGAUAGGGGAAGAUUGAAAAAACAAAUAGGAAUAGGAUAAGGAAAUACUGAAGAAACAAAAAUGAAUUGAAUAGGAGAAAAUUGAAACGAGUAGGAUAGAAGAAGAUUAAAGAAACAAUAGGAAUAGAAUCGAAGAAGGUAGAACAUACAAAUAGGAAUGGGAUAGGGGAAGAUUGAAGAAACAAAUAGGAAUAGGAUAAGGAAAUAUUGAAGAAACAAAAAUGAAUUGAAUAGGAGAAAAUUGAAACGAGUAAGAUAGAGGAAGAUUAAAGAAACAAUAGGAAUAGAAUCGAAGAAGGUAGAAGAUACAAAUAGGAAUGGGAUAGGGGAAGAUUGAAAAAAAAACAAAUAGGAAUAGGAUAAGGAAAUAUUGAAGAAAUAAAAAUGAACUGGAUAGGAGAAAUUUGAAACGAAUAGGAUAGAAGAAGAUCAAAGAAACAAUUGGAAUAGAAUUGGAGAAGAUAGAAGAUACAAAUAUGAAUACGAUAAAGGAAUAUUGAGGAAACAAAUGAGAAUUGGAUAGGGAAUAUUAAAGAAAGAAUUGAUUUUACUAUUCCUACCCAACAAGAUAUAUUUGUAAGUUAGAGAAAGUAUUUCCAGAUGCUAAAUUUUACGAACUAUAAAGUAAAAUUAAAACAUCUAAAAGUUUCCACUAAUUUCAUAAAAAAUUUGUCAAUAUUUAAAAAAAAUAGGAAAAAAAACCGGUUGUGACUUUUCUGAUUCUCCACAGCACUGUUAUCAGGUUUUAUAUGAUUGUUUUAAUAGUUUAUAAGCCAUGGUGAUUAAAAUCAUUGUAGAUCAACUUUAUUGAAUUAAAAAAAAUAUGAUGAGA
Messenger RNA from Parasteatoda tepidariorum (common house spider), 4696 nucleotides. RefSeq lists its product as uncharacterized. The record is from RefSeq and is a predicted model, not a curated record. Lineage: Eukaryota; Metazoa; Arthropoda; Arachnida; Araneae; Theridiidae.